GACCAUAUCUCAUAUGAUCUGAGUGAGAAGAGGUAUAAAAGUGCGUGCGUUGGUUACCAUUUGGCUCGGACCGUAUUCGGCUCGCGUCCGUUUGAAAGUGUUUUUUCCUCGCCCCCGGCGUCCAACGCAAUCUCCUGCCCAGGAGGCUGCAUCGGUGUUCGACCCGCAGCAGGAAGAGAGACAUCCCGGAGGAAAAGAAAGGCCCUAGAGCCGGAGGAGGAGACGGACUGUUAUACCGGGGCUGUAGUGCGCCGUUCCGUGCCCAGGUGGCUCUGAUUUUCACGAAUAGCAAAUUUCCCAGAGGAAAAACGUCGGAUUUUCCACCCUCAGAGCCGUGGGGAAAAUUUUCCGAGUCUGUUUUACUCAAGGGUUUUAUUUUUCUAUCCGUCCGGGGCCCGGGCGUCGUCGUCCGUUUGUCCCGCGUCGAAAUGAAAACGGUGAAUACCGUAAACAGUGAAGAAUGGCGGAUUGGUAAACCAGGCCUUCACAGCAUCCUUUGAGUCGCGUUACGUACACAGUGCACGUGUUGUCCUAGCGUUCACGCAUCUGAAAGAAACCAAAGAGAAAAAAGAGAGAGGGACGCGGAAGGAAGGAUGAACAGCGGGUCGUGCUACCGUUGUAACCGCUCAGGCCACUACGCCAGGGAUUGCCCUCAGUCGGGAGACCGGGAACGUGGAGGAUUCAGGAGCAAGGAGAAAUGUUACAAGUGUAACAGAUUCGGCCACUUCGCCAGGGACUGCAAGGAGGACCAGGACCGGUGCUACCGCUGCAACGGCGUCGGUCACAUCGCCAGGGAAUGUCAACAGAACCCGGACGAGCCGUCCUGCUACACGUGCAACAAGACCGGUCACAUGGCCAGGGAUUGUCCCGAGCAGAGGGAGAACUCACGCGGCGGAGGCGCCUGCUACACUUGCAACAAACAGGGACAUGUCGCCAGGGAUUGUCCCGAAUCCGUCAGGUCCUGCUAUUCUUGCGGUAAGGCCGGACACAUCAGCCGCGAAUGCAAUAAAAACAGCACCGGCUGAAAUAAAAUAAUAUUACGUUAAAGAUUUAUCAAGAAGGAAGAUUUUGAGAAGAGAAAAAAACUUAAAAAAAACCAUUAAAAAAAAAACCAACACCUUUUUAAAAAUUAAACCUUCCAGUAAUUACACAUUUCGUUGAAUUUAUAAUUAAAAGCAAUUUUCUUUUGUA
Molecule: messenger RNA, 1191 nt
Organism: Cimex lectularius (bed bug)
Lineage: Eukaryota; Metazoa; Arthropoda; Insecta; Hemiptera; Cimicidae
Product: CCHC-type zinc finger protein CG3800
Exons: 2
Coding region: 594-1025 (143 amino acids)
Biological process (GO): positive regulation of cytoplasmic translation
Cellular component (GO): membrane; cytoplasm
Molecular function (GO): mRNA binding; single-stranded RNA binding; G protein-coupled receptor activity
Source: RefSeq, a predicted model, not a curated record